ACAACAUGAGGACAGGCACAGGCGUGCGGGCCUGGGGGACCCUGGCAGAGGCAUGUGUUCUCUGUGCUGCCCUGGGCUGUCUGCAUUUGCCAGGCUCAAGAGGCAAUGCUCCAAGUUACCUUGGAGUGAAUGCGGACAACGGGAGCCUCGCUAAAAGCAGACAGGUGCGCAGUGUGAAUGUCACCCCGAUGCCCAUCGACUGUGCAAUGUCCAGCUGGUCCUCCUGGACUGCGUGUGACCCCUGCCAGAAGAAAAGGUACAGACAUGCCAACUUGCUGCGGCCUGCUCAGUUCCAUGGGGAGCCGUGCAACCUCCCUGACAAUGAAGUUGAAGACUGUGUCGCCCACAAGCCGUGUAGAAGCCAGGUGCGAUGCGAAGGCUUCGUGUGUGCGCACACAGGAAGGUGUGUGAACCGCAGGCUCCUUUGCAACGGGGACAAUGACUGUGGAGACGGAUCCGAUGAGGCCAACUGUAGGAGGGUCUAUCACAAAUGCCAGCAGGAGAUGGAGCAGUACUGGAUGAUUGGAACGCUGGCCAGCGGGAUAAACCUGUUCACCAACAGCUUUGAGGGCCCGGUUCUCGAUCACAGGUACUACGCCGGGGGUUGCUCCCCCCACUACAUCCUGGACACCAGGUUUAGGAAGCCCUACAAUGUGGAAAGCUACACCCCACGGACUCAAGGAAAAUAUGAAUUUGUAUUAACGGAAUAUGAAUCGUACUCGGAUUUUGAACACAACGUCGUACAGAAAGCAACGGGCAAGUCUAGUUUCAGAUUUGGCUUUAAAAUACCCGGUGUCUUUGAACUUGGCGUGAACGAGAAAAGCAAUGAAGGCAAGCACUAUAUCAGCAGAACCAAGCGAUUUUCUCACACUGAAAGCAAGUUUCUCCACGCCCGCGCUUCCCUGGAAGUGGCCCAUUACAAGCUGAAACCCAGAAACCUCAUGAUCCACUACGAAUUCCUUCAGCGGGUCAAGCGCCUGCCCCUGGAGUACAGCUAUGGGGAAUACCGCAACGUCCUCCGUGACUUUGGGACGCACUACAUCACCGAGGCUGUGCUUGGGGGCACUUACGAAUACACGCUCAUCAUGAACAAAGAGGCCAUGGAGAGGGAAGAUUACUCUCUUGAAAGCAUUUCUACCUGCGUCAAAGAAGGCUACCACCUUGGUGUCACCGUCAAGAAGGUCGACUUGUCACUGGGCGUGUCAAGAGAGAACUGCCUGAGCCUUCUGAAGGAAAUCAAAGACAGAAACAAGAGGAACACCAUUGUGGAGGACCUGGUGGUCCUCAUACGGGGCGGAGCAACUGAGCAUGUCACAGCUCUGGCAUACAAGGAGCUGCCAACGGCCGAACUGAUGCAAGAGUGGGGAGACGCCGUUCAGUACAGCCCAGCCAUCAUCAAACUCCAGGCCGAGCCCCUGUACGAGCUGGUGACGGCCACAGACUUCGCCUACUCCAGCACGGUGCGGCAAAACAUGAAGAGGGCCCUGGAGGAGUUCCAGGCAGAGGUCAGCUCCUGCGGCUGCCAACCCUGCCAAGGCAACGGAGUCCCCGUCCUCAAAGAGUCUCACUGCGACUGCAUCUGUCCUGCUGGCUUCCAAGGUCCAGCCUGUGAGGUCACCAACCGGAAAGAUGUGCCCAUCGACGGGAGGUGGAGCUGUUGGUCCAGCUGGUCCCCGUGCUCAGGGGGACAGAAAACAAGACAGCGGCAGUGCAGCCAUCCUGCCCCUCAGAACGGGGGCAGCCCCUGCUCAGGCUCCUCUUCAGAAACACUGGACUGCUAGAGGAGGAAGUCUGCCAGCCAUGGACACGUGCCACGCGGGCUCUGGCCGCACAGACUGUGCCAGGCUGACCACACACUCCC
Molecule: messenger RNA, 1861 nt
Organism: Jaculus jaculus (lesser Egyptian jerboa)
Lineage: Eukaryota; Metazoa; Chordata; Mammalia; Rodentia; Dipodidae
Gene: C8b
Product: complement C8 beta chain
Exons: 12
Coding region: 6-1781 (591 amino acids)
Biological process (GO): immune response
Cellular component (GO): membrane attack complex
Molecular function (GO): protein binding
Source: RefSeq, a predicted model, not a curated record